AUGGCACCUAAGUUAGUAACCCAAAGACAAGUUAAGUUUAUUGAUUUCACUGAAGAAAUCAGAAAAAGUUUCGCAGCCAAGCAGUCCCCCAAAAAACCACGCACAAAGCUAGACUCCUGGCAGAUCGCAACUCUGGAGAAGGCUUUUGAUGAUGACUCGCACCCGUCAAUGAAAGCAAAAAAAAGGCUUUCCUCUACCUUGGGAUUGCAAAUAAAAAGCAUACAAAUAUGGUUUCAAAACAAAAGGGCAAAAGAAAAGUCAAAAAGAGAACAGGAAGAAACCGACAGCGAAAGCAGCGGAAAUGCCGCCAGCGAAGAGGCGGGGGUGCCGGCACGGGGCGGAGCCACAUGGCAGGGCCCGGGAGAAGGCAGCAGCAUGCACGCUCUGGGCACAAAUGCGCUUGGCCACAGCGAGUCCUUCGCGAAGACUGAUGCGAUGUUUUCGUCUGCUGACAUAAACUGCCUGAAAAUGUCGUACGACGACUGCUACAGCAGCAUUUCCUCCCUGUUUGACAUAGGCACAAGCAGCUUCUCAGAGUACGACUCUUUCCUUAGCUCCUUUGGCUCUCCCAUUGUGUGCAUGCCAAGCGACAGGAGCGAGAGCGACAUCUCAAUAGACAGAUCAUCCAGCAUGCUUAACACAUUUUAG
Molecule: messenger RNA, 648 nt
Organism: Nematocida major
Lineage: Eukaryota; Fungi; Microsporidia
Exons: 1
Coding region: 1-648 (215 amino acids)
Biological process (GO): regulation of transcription by RNA polymerase II
Molecular function (GO): DNA-binding transcription factor activity, RNA polymerase II-specific; RNA polymerase II transcription regulatory region sequence-specific DNA binding
Source: RefSeq, a predicted model, not a curated record